Messenger RNA from Branchiostoma belcheri (Belcher's lancelet), 2559 nucleotides. Its product is annotated as leucine-rich repeat and death domain-containing protein 1-like. Lineage: Eukaryota; Metazoa; Chordata; Leptocardii; Amphioxiformes; Branchiostomatidae. The transcript is spliced from 17 exons. Gene Ontology annotation, molecular function: protein binding. The record is from RefSeq and is a predicted model, not a curated record. The coding region runs from base 230 to 2482 and encodes 750 amino acids.
UACAAGACCCCCAGAAUGUCACGCAAUGGUACGGUCCGUGUAAUUGUACCACGUGACCCGGUUGCUAACUCGCCCCAGGACGCCGUGCGGUGUUGGAGACCGCUAGUUCAGAAAAUGCAGUAAGAUGUGACCAUGGCAGCAGUCACCUGAUGCAGUAACCAAGGAGACGACCAAUCACAGCCCAGCAUUCUAUAAUUCAAACGUCACCAGCAGCAGUUCUCCCAUUGCCAUGGCGACCCAGGUGCGACUCAUCAGCAUGUCUCGAGGCAGCAGUACCUCGCUGGACCAGCCAGACGACAUCCAGGCCGAGGUGUAUGUGAGUGGCAGUGGGAAGUUCUGUCUUAGCCUCCACGGCCGCGAGCUGUGUGAGAUUCCACCGGACAUCUUCAGCAUGGAGGAGCUGAACUGUCUGUUCCUGGGAAACAACAGCAUCAGCCAUGUACCCAGGGACAUCAGGAAACUCAAGAAUGUACAGGUCCUAGCUAUCCAGGAUAACCAGCUGCCCUGCCUGCCCCCCACCAUGUUCAGUCUCCAUGCCAUGAAGGUUCUGGAGGUCAGCGGCAAUCAGCUCACAGAGUUACCCCGCGACGUCGGGAACCUCAAGCACCUCAACCAGCUGUAUGCAAACAGAAACCUCCUGUCCUCCCUGCCAGAUGAAGUCUGCUCCCUGCAGCAGCUGGAGGUUCUGGGUCUGAAUGAUAACCAGCUGACCUCACUUCCCCCCGGGGUCAGGAACCUCACCAAGAUGAAGAUCCUCGGACUCGACAAUAACAGACUGGAGCGCGUGCCGAAGGGCAUCUGUGAGCUGGACGAGCUGAUCAAGCUGGGACUGUCGGGGAACGGGCUGAAGCACCUCCCGGCCGAAAUGGAAAACCUGUCCAACCUGCGGGAACUCUUGCUCAACGAUAACGAGAUUCAGUACCUGCCUGUACAGCUGUACUGGCUGGAGUGUCUGGAGGAGCUGGCCCUGUCCAACAACCAGCUCAAGUCUCUCUCCCCGCAGAUCAGCCGGCUCAAGGAGCUGCGCAUCCUCGGACUCAACAGUAACCACUUAGAGGUCCUGCCAGAUGAGAUUUGUGAGCUGAGUUACCUGGAGACAUUAGGACUAGACAGUAACCGACUGAAGGCCUUACCUGAGCACAUGGCCAGUCUGGUCAACCUGAAGGAACUGUACAUCGGAAAUAACAGCAUCGAGUAUAUCCCAGACGAUAUCUGUAUACUCACAGAGCUACAGAUUGUAGCGAUGACAGGUAACAAGAUCGACUCCCUGCCAGUGGAGAUCGCUAACCUGAAGCGUGUUCAGCAGUUUGGACUGAACCAUAACCAGAUGUCCCACCUGCCGCUGGGCAUGUGCUCCAUGUACGACCUGCAGCUGCUAUCACUGGAGGGCAACAGGAUCCCUGAACUGCCGCCGGAGUUUUCCAACCUGGUCCACAUCAAGCAGCUUGAGCUGAGCAGCAACGCGCUGGAGGACUUCCCAGACUGCCUCUGUGUGCUGGUCCAGCUCGAGUAUCUGGGCAUGAACAACAACCAGGUUGACCAGGUGCCAGCUGAGAUCUCACAUCUACGGAAACUCAGAGUUCUGCUGCUCAACGGGAAUCAGUUCAGGGAACUACCCAAGGAGAUUUGCACCUUGAGGAAGCUGGAACGUCUCGGCCUGUCCCGUAACCUUGUCACCAAGGUCGCAGUAGAGGUCAAGAAACUGGACAACCUGACGGAACUCAGUCUCAACCAUAACCAGUUCACAGAGUUCCCUACACAGGUGUGCUAUAUCCCCAACCUGCAGCUGCUGACCUUUGACCAGUCAGGUGGCCCAGGUGUGCAGGCGUUACCUGACGAGAUCUCCGAGCUUCAGCAUGUGACAGAGCUGGUGCUGGACAACAACAACAUCAUGGUGCUGCCUACAGUCAUGGGCUCCAUGUCGAACCUUCUGCACCUGUCCCUGGCCAACAACCAGCUGAUGUUUGUACCCGAGAGCCUGUGUGAGCUUCCGCAGCUGCGCAGUCUUCAGCUGCAGGGAAACCAGCUGCAGCGCCUGCCCAAUAACUUCGGACACCUGGCAAAAGAAGUGGACUUGAACCUGACCGGGAACCCGCUGACCCGACCCCCCACCGUGGUGUGUGACGGAGGGAAGGUCACCCCCAUCGGCCGGUACCUGAAGAAGGCAGAACAGAGAGACGAGCUGCUGCUACAGAAGAUGGUGCAGUGUGUUCAGUCCUCCAUCACAACUAAAGAUGUCUACACAACUGUACUGCCCAAACUCAGACUACCCAAGGAUGCGCUGGAUGUUCUGGCGGGGAUGGGCCGUCACGCGCCGAUCCCGGACAAGCUGCGGGUCGCCCUGGCAAGAUGGCGGGACCUCCAGCCCACGCCCGCCGCCGGCACGGAGCGCCUGAUCAGGAUCUUCGACGUUCUGGACAUUCAGGACAUCCUGAACAAGCUAAAAACCAUGAAGAUCAGGGCACAGCAGCACAGGUUAUAGGUCAGGGGUCACAGGUCAGGGAAUUGUUGGUCAAAGGUCAGAGAAGUUUGGUCAAAGGGCAGGGAAGUGUAGUUCAA